Messenger RNA from Mobula hypostoma (lesser devil ray), 736 nucleotides. RefSeq names its product isochorismatase domain containing 2 (gene isoc2). Bases 73 to 687 code for a protein of 204 amino acids. The transcript is spliced from 6 exons. The record is from RefSeq and is a predicted model, not a curated record. NCBI's taxonomy places the organism in Eukaryota, Metazoa, Chordata, Chondrichthyes, Myliobatiformes, Myliobatidae. Gene Ontology annotation, cellular component: cytoplasm.
GGGGGGGUAGGCGAGGCGCGUGCGCGCUGGAGGCUCGUCCCGACCCGAGCAGGAGGAGACAAAAGAUCCGGAAUGUCGAGCCACAAGGUGGGAAAGCUCGUGGCGAGGACGUGUGCCCUCUUCCUCUGUGACAUGCAGGAGAAAUUCCGCCAGAGCGUGGUGUAUUUCCCACAGAUAGUCUCUGUGGCUGCCAGGAUGCUCGAGGGUGCCAGAGCCCUGGAAAUCCCCACCAUCGUCACGGAACAGUACCCUCAGGGGCUGGGACCCACUGUUCCGGAGCUUGGAGCCCAAGACCUAAGGAAAAUCAGCAAGACCUGCUUUAGUAUGCUGUGUCCUGAGGUGGAGAGAGAGCUUGAUGCCCUGCCAGGGCUACAGUCUGUCCUGCUGUGUGGCAUCGAGACGCAGGCCUGUAUAAUGAGCACAGCGUUGGACCUUCUUGAGAAAGGCCUCGAUGUCCAUGUGAUUGCAGAUGCCUGCUCCUCACGUAGCCAAGUAGACAGACUCCUGGCGCUUUCCAGAAUGCGGCAGAGUGGGGCAUUCAUCACCACAAGCGAGGCAGCUCUCCUACAGCUCCUGUCCGGUGCAAAGCACCCAAAGUUCCGAGAGGUUCAGAAAAUUAUUAUGGAACCAGCCCCUGACAGUAAUCUCAUUGGGCUCUUCAGAGACGGAGUGAUGCCUUUUGGAUGAGUUCUCCCCCACCCUGUCCCAUCCCUCCCUCAGCCCACUCUCCCCACCC